AUGAACAUCAAUAAAACCAUCAUCGUUAUCAUCAACAUUCCCAUCACUACUACUACUACUACUACUACUACUACUACUACUACUACUACUACUACUACUACUACUACUACUACUACUACUACUACUACCACCACCACUACUACUACUACUACUACUAUUAUGAAUGGUAGUAGUAGCAGUAGUAACAGGGUUUCACGAUUAUCUGUGUCUCCUACGGGAUUUACGAAUUACUAUAUGUUACAAAAAGUCAACAAAACAAUAGAUGAAAUGUUUUUCGCAAAGAAACUUUUUGUCUAUGUAUAUCACCCUCUAAGUGCUUAA
Messenger RNA from Heterobilharzia americana, 321 nucleotides. The record is from the annotation of a GenBank genome assembly. Lineage: Eukaryota; Metazoa; Platyhelminthes; Trematoda; Strigeidida; Schistosomatidae.